AUGACAGUCGCAGAGUCGGUCAAGGGCCUUGCUGGCCUGGCCGAUGGCAACACCACAGCUGCCUCUCGAAAGGAGAUGUCCGACGCUCGUCUUCCUCUCGCGUACCGGGAUUCCUGUGCCCAUCUCCUGAUUCCACUGAACCGAUGCCGGCAAAAAGAGUACUACCUCCCAUGGAAGUGCGAGACCGAGAGACAUACCUACGAGAAGUGCCAAUACGAGGAGUUCAAGAAGCGUGUGGCCAAGAUGGACGAGCUUCGAGCUGCAAAGGGUGGCGAGCGGAGCAACUAG
Molecule: messenger RNA, 288 nt
Organism: Rasamsonia emersonii CBS 393.64
Lineage: Eukaryota; Fungi; Ascomycota; Eurotiomycetes; Eurotiales; Trichocomaceae
Product: NADH:ubiquinone reductase (H(+)-translocating)
Exons: 3
Coding region: 1-288 (95 amino acids)
Cellular component (GO): mitochondrion
Source: RefSeq, a predicted model, not a curated record